CACUCCUCCCUGAAUGGGAAGAUAUUGAUCAAUACCUACACAGGGACUCUUUAAACAGUUCCAAUAAACAGCCUCUGUUUGAACACACACAUUGACGCAGUUCACCUACUUCAGGCCCCACGAUUCACCACUUGCGAAAUUUUCUGAAGGAAUAAACUUUGUACAGGUUGACAAGAGAGCAGAUCGUAAAAAUGAGUUGUCUGGUGGGCCUAGGGCGUGUUCUUAUUGUUGUCAUAAACAUCAUAUUUCUGAUUCUUGGACUGGUGUUUUUCGCCUUGGGAUUAGUAUGCUUAGUGGGACAGAGUGUAUUGGAACCUUACUAUAAGGGUGUUCUCGACUCGUUGAAGAAUCAGUUGGAGAGUAAUAACUUUGGCACUGUGGAUUUUUCUUCCUUCAAUAUCAGUGAUUUGAUUGGCGGAUUAGGAUACUUUUUCGUUGGUCUAGGCCUUUUUCUGUUGAUUAUUACAAUUUUUGGAUGCUGUGGGGCCUGUUGUAAAGUGAAAUUUAUGUUGGUUACUUAUGCGAUCAUCGUCAUUGUUAUACUUGUCGGAGAACUCAUUUUCGUCGGAAUCCUUUACGGCUCUCCAAACACGAUAAAAGACGAAAUAAAGAAUCCGUUGAAAACGUCCAUUCAGAGUGAUUACAUUGGAUUUAAUGGAACUAACCUCGUCAGUCUGGGUUGGAACUUUGCACAUAGACAGUUUAAAUGUUGUGGUGUGGACAGUUACAACGAUUUUACUGGAGGGGCAAAAUGGAACACAAAUUACGGAACCGGUCUAAAAGCGCCAAUAACGUGUUGCAUAACAAUUCCGGACUCAGCGUUACCAACGUGUGCAACAACACCAGCAGACAUAUACACCAAGGGAUGUUUUGAUGAAGUAUAUAGCAUGCUGUUAGGGAAUGUAGCUUUAGUGGCUGGCUCCAUUGCUGGAUGCGGUGCCUUUCAGCUUGUUCUAAUUAUCUUUGCUCUUAUCAUCUUUUGUGAUGCACGACAGUCAUCGAAAGUUGAUCCCAAACGAUGAUCUUUUAACAAUCCGUCAGCGCCAACACCAAGAUAAAAUUUUCAGAGGAAACGGGAGGUUACUUUUUGGAAAAAUCUGCUUCCGUCCAAAAUUGAAUACAAUAACCUUGUGAAUUAUCUUUAAGUGAUUCAACUGGGAAAAUUAUUUCAUGAAAAAUAGCUAGGAAUAUUGUAGUUACUAAUAUAUUUAGAAAAUGGAGAACUGAUGGAUUAAAGUUCUCUGACCCUUGGUCUAAAUAUUUAUAUAAUGUUAUCGUCUGCUGCGCAGGGAACACCAUGAUUUAUUGUUGAAUUGUUAUAUGUGAUUGUAUUGAUAUGAUAAUUUAUUUAUUAAGUUUGAUUGCUUCCUGAUGAUGAAGGUUGAUUUGACCUGAACCGCUACCUUUUCUGUAAUAAAAUAUUUUAUUGUU
Saccostrea echinata is the source of this 1431-nucleotide messenger RNA. Its product is annotated as tetraspanin-1-like. Lineage: Eukaryota; Metazoa; Mollusca; Bivalvia; Ostreida; Ostreidae. Bases 192 to 1022 code for a protein of 276 amino acids. The transcript is spliced from 8 exons. The record is from RefSeq and is a predicted model, not a curated record. Gene Ontology annotation, cellular component: membrane.